Messenger RNA from Centropristis striata (black sea bass), 2670 nucleotides. RefSeq names its product lipoprotein lipase a (gene lpla). The record is from RefSeq and is a predicted model, not a curated record. Gene Ontology annotation, molecular function: apolipoprotein binding; lipoprotein lipase activity. The transcript is spliced from 10 exons. Lineage: Eukaryota; Metazoa; Chordata; Actinopteri; Perciformes; Serranidae. Gene Ontology annotation, biological process: lipid metabolic process. The coding region runs from base 146 to 1717 and encodes 523 amino acids.
UGUGACAGACCAUAAGAAACUUUACUCCUAAACCGCAACUCCAUACUCCAACAUUGUGAUUUAAAAGAAACAAACGCUUGGAUAUACAGCCGACACCCAGAGAACUUUUUCAUUCAGGAUAUUUUAGAGAAAAUAACUCAAUAAUAUGGGAAAAGAAAAUAUCUGUUUUUUGUCUGUCUGGAUAAUUUUGGGAAACAUCUUUGCAACUUUUUCUUCUGACCCUGAACUCACCACCAGCAGCAGCAGCAGCAGCAGCAGCACUGUGUUUGUAAACACCACAGUCACUGCUACUCCGCUGCCGACCACUACUGAAUGGAUCUCAGACUACUCUGACAUUGUGUCCAAGUUCUCCCUGCGCACUGAGGACAUCCCAGAUGAAGACAUGUGCUACAUUGUGCCCGGACAACCAGAAACCAUCAAAGAGUGUGAAUUCAACUCAGAAACACAAACCUUUAUUGUGAUACAUGGCUGGACGGUGACAGGGAUGUUUGAGAGCUGGGUGCCCAAACUGGUGUCUGCUCUCUACGAACGCGAGCCCACUGCCAAUGUGAUCGUGGUGGACUGGCUGACUCGUGCCAACCAGCACUACCCAACCUCUGCAGCCUACACCAAACUAGUGGGCCGCGACGUGGCCAAGUUUGUUACAUGGUUACAAAAAGAGCUGCAGUUGCCCUGGGAGAGGAUUCAUCUGCUGGGCUACAGUCUGGGAGCACAUGUAGCGGGAAUUGCUGGAGACCUCACUGACCAUAAAAUCAGCAGGAUCACAGGUCUGGAUCCUGCUGGUCCCACCUUCGAGCAUGCAGACAAUCAGAACACCCUGUCGCGAGAUGAUGCCCAGUUUGUGGACGUCCUGCACACCAACACCAGGGGCUCCCCAGACCGCAGCAUCGGCAUCCAGAGACCUGUGGGCCACAUCGACAUUUACCCCAACGGAGGCACUUUCCAGCCGGGCUGCGACAUCCAGAAUACACUCCUCGGGAUUGCACUGGAAGGCAUCAAGGGCCUGCAAAAUAUGGACCAGCUCGUCAAGUGUUCCCACGAACGAUCCAUCCACCUGUUCAUCGACUCUCUGCUGAACACGCAGCAGCAGAGCCUGGCCUACCGCUGCAACUCCAGAGAGGCCUUCAACAAGGGGAUGUGUCUGAGCUGCAGGAAGAACCGAUGCAACAAGCUGGGCUACAGCAUCAACAAGAUCCGCUCGGCGCGCAGUGCCAAGAUGUACCUCAAGACUCGUGAAAUGAUGCCUUACAAAGUUUUCCACUAUCAGGUGAAGGUACAUUUCUUCAGCAAGGACAAACUGAGCUACACGGAGCAGCCAUUGAAGAUGUCUCUGUAUGGAACCCACGGAGAGAAGGAGGACAUUCCCAUCGUCUUGCCGGUCCUGAACAGUAACACCACUUUGUCCUUCCUCAUCACCACCGAUGUUGACAUUGGAGACCUGAUGAUCGUGAAGAUGCGCUGGGAGAAGGACGCCAUCAUCAGCUGGUCAAACUGGUGGGGAAGCAGCAGGUUCCACAUCAGAAAACUACGCAUCAAGUCCGGGGAAACCCAGUCCAAAGUGAUCUUCAGCGCAAAGGAAGGAGAGUUUGCCCACCUCAUCAGGGGAGGAGAAGAUGCAGUCUUUGUCAAGUCAAAAGAAGACAACAUGAGCCGUAAAGAGAAAUUGAUGCACAAGCUGAAAAUGGAGGGCAGUCUUUUUGCGCAGAAUGACGCCUGAAGUUGCACUUGAACCCACAUCAUGCACAUCAGCCAUCUCUACAUAGAUAGCCAAAGAUGGACAGGACACACACAUAAACACAUUGGGAAAGCCCUUUGCAAGUUACUGGACAUAUACUACAUGCUGUGUUUUUUCUCUGAUUUUCCUCCUUUUGCGACUCAUGGCUUCAACUCCCAGUGAAACCAACAACAACAACAACCUCAUCCACAGUGCUGGAUACAAUCUGCUCAUAAACUAUCUCCUGUCUCUCUGCAUAAUCUGCUGCUGAAAAAUGUCACAGGUUCUGUCGUGAUGAUGUGCUCACAUUCAACAAAUUUACACUCUUAGUAGAUUUGCUGCAUAUCUUUGUAAUCAUUUGUUUAUGCUUUUGUAGCCGACAUGUUUAUAACUGAUUUUGCUGUAUUGUAUGAACCCCUGAAGUGGUGUGUUUCCUUUGCCUAAGUGAACUUGGAUAAUUGUUGAUAUAUAUAAAUGAUUCAGAGUGAUAGGCUUAAUUUCGGCACAUCUUUUUGUUUAUUUUUUACUUCCGUAAAAUGAUAAUUUUGUCCCUAAUGUUUGUCUUUACUGAACCACUAAUUGCCAACAAUCGACAGGGACCAAAGAAGUAUUUACUAUCUACUGAAUGGAGAAUCACAGCAGUCUUUGUGAAUACUUUAAAAAAAUCAGUAUUUUAUAUAUAUUUUUUGAAUAUGAGUAAUGUGUUAAUAUCUGAUCUUGUGGAACCUUGGUUGUUCUUUGAUUGUGUUUUGGUUAUUGUGUCACUGGUCACUUUAAAAGGCUUUCUGUCCCCUGCAGCCAAUUAGAUGUUAAGGUCUUUGAGAUUGCGGUCCAACAUGGAUAAGCAUUUUUUUCCCUUUAGUUUGCGAAAUUUCUCUGAGGUCACUUUUGAAUCCAGUAAUGGCUAGGUUCUCCUAGAUUAUUUCUUGAAUGGGUCAAUAUUCAGUGUCUUACCU